Molecule: messenger RNA, 507 nt
Organism: Talaromyces rugulosus
Lineage: Eukaryota; Fungi; Ascomycota; Eurotiomycetes; Eurotiales; Trichocomaceae
Exons: 7
Coding region: 1-507 (168 amino acids)
Source: RefSeq, a predicted model, not a curated record
AUGGCUGGGUUUCCAAAUGUUAAACCAGCAUUCACCGUCAGAGUGUUAAUCGAUGAUUCCAUCCCAGUCGGAAGCCACCACCGCAAAACAUCUCUUAUCGUUGUCCCCAUGAUUGGAGGAACCGUAACGGCUGAACCAGGCAGUACGCCAGCCCUCAAUGCGACUUUUGUCGGCACAGGAAACGACUACAUCCACGGUGACCCGGACCAGAAGAGGCUACGCCUGGAUGCGCGGAGUGUCCUCAAGACAGAUGAUGGCGCUUUCAUCUAUGUCAACUACAAAGGAACAGUAAACGUUACGGAAGACUUGUCCAAGGUCCUAGGUGGUACUGCCGGUGAUUUGGAAACCCCAUAUGGGGAUUCUUUUACCUAUUUCAACUUCGAGACUGGUGACGAACGCUACAAAGAUCUCGAGAACGGAGUCUACAUCGGACAGGGGCACUUUAUUUCAAAAGUUGGGGAGAAAGUUAUCGUCGAAUACAAAGUCAGCCAGGUUAUCAUGGGCUGA